AGCUAGCUGCGCUGGCAAUAAUUUCACGAAGAAGCAAAGCAUCGAAAGUCGAUUUAACUAACACUCCACGAAAACGUGAUCUCACACGAUACCGUUUCGUAUUCUCUUCCGGAGUCAUUUCGUUUAGAAUUGCGGUCUCCACUCACAUAUCUGCUCUGAUAGAAUUAGGUUUUUUUUUUUUUUUUAUACAAUUUUUCUCUGGGAUUAGCGGACGUCCUGAUUUUGGGCUAUCGAUGGGCUUGAUGGUGGUCGUGCACUGAUGUCACUGUUCUGGAUUGUGAUUCGUCAACUUGCAGAGUCCGACGCAAUGGGUACAUCAAAAAAGGUGAUUACAAGAGAAGAGUGGGAAAAGAAGCUCAAUGAUGUGAAGAUCAGGAAAGAAGACAUGAAUAAAUUGGUGAUGAACUUUCUCGUCACUGAGGGCUAUGUUGAUGCUGCUGAGAAAUUCCGGAUGGAAUCUGGAACUGAGCCAGAUAUAGAUCUUGCAACAAUCACCGAUCGCAUGGCUGUUAAGAAGGCAGUACAGUGUGGAAAUGUGGAGGAUGCAAUUGAGAAAGUUAAUGAUUUAAAUCCUGAGAUACUGGAUACAAAUCCCCAACUGUUUUUCCAUCUCCAACAGCAGCGGCUGAUAGAAUUAAUUCGAAAUGGAAAAGUAGAAGAGGCUUUGGAGUUUGCUCAGGAGGAGCUUGCACCCAGGGGUGAAGAAAAUCAAAGUUUUUUGGAAGAGUUGGAGAGGACUGUUGCCCUGCUGGCUUUUGAAGAUGUCACCAACUGCCCUGUUGGAGAACUUCUGGACAUUUCACAGCGCCUUAAGACAGCAAGUGAAGUGAAUGCAGCCAUCCUAACUAGUCAGAGUCAUGAAAAAGAUCCAAAGCUUCCAAGUUUGUUAAAAAUGUUGAUAUGGGCUCAGAACCAACUUGAUGAGAAAGCUGCAUAUCCUCGAAUAAGCAACUUAUCUACUGCCAUGCUUGAAGACCCUGCAGCUUGAAAGGCUAUGCGGUGUUGUGGACGAUUUGGGUUGUCUCUAGAAUGAACACAUAGAAUUGGAUGGAAUCAUUAAAUUUGUGUAUUGUGAUUACAGAAUGACUCUGGACGGAUAUUUGUUGGAUGGUGUGAGAAUUUGGUUGGUGCUUAUUCUCUUCCUCUUAAUCUGAAAUGUUUAAUGGCCUAAUCUCAUGUAAUUGAUUUUUUUAUUACUUUUUUUUAUGCAAUCUGCUUUAUUUGAAAA
Molecule: messenger RNA, 1228 nt
Organism: Hevea brasiliensis (rubber tree)
Lineage: Eukaryota; Viridiplantae; Streptophyta; Magnoliopsida; Malpighiales; Euphorbiaceae
Product: protein GID8 homolog
Exons: 7
Coding region: 260-988 (242 amino acids)
Biological process (GO): proteasome-mediated ubiquitin-dependent protein catabolic process
Cellular component (GO): nucleus; cytoplasm
Molecular function (GO): protein binding
Source: RefSeq, a predicted model, not a curated record